AGAAGAAGAAGAAGAAGAAGACGAAGAAGAAGAAGAAGAAGAAGAAGAAGAAGAAGAAGGUGAUAGUGCCAGAGAUAGUUGGAACAUGGCGAGUGGGUUGGGGUUGGAGGAGACCGAGCUGCGGCUGGGGUUACCCGGUGGCGGCGGUGGAGGAGGAGACGCCGAGGCCGUGAAGAAUUCCGGCAAAAGAGGGUUCGCAGAGACCGUCGACCUAAAGCUUCAGCUUCAGACUCCGGUGGACGUGAAGGAAGCGGUGGCGGAGGCCGCGUCGGAGAAAGUGAAACGGUCGGUGAGCCAGAAAAGCCUCGUUUCCUGUGGCAGUGACCCCGAGAAGCCAUCUGCUCCCAAGGCGCAGGUUGUGGGCUGGCCACCGGUUAGAUCAUUCAGGAAGAACAUUCUUUCUGUCAACUCCGAGAAAGGAAGCAAAGAGGAGGGCGAGAAGUCCAGCAUCUCGGCCGCCUUCGUGAAGGUUAGCAUGGAUGGCGCCCCGUACCUGCGCAAGGUGGACCUGAAGAUGUACAGAAGCUACCAAGAGCUCUUCAUGGCCUUGCAGAAGAUGUUCAUCUCCUUCACUGGCGGAAACUAUGGCUCUCAGGGAUUGAGUGGGAGGGACUUCAUGAACGAGAGCAAGGUGAUGGAUCUUCUGAAUGGAUCCGAGUAUGUGCCGACCUACGAAGACAAAGAUGGUGACUGGAUGCUUGUUGGGGAUGUUCCAUGGGAGAUGUUUGUGGACUCAUGCAAGCGUCUGAGGAUAAUGAAGGGAUCAGAAGCCAUCGGACUCGCACCAAAAGCCAUGGAGAAAUGCAAGAACAGAAGCUGAAGAUAAUACCCCCACAACAGACAUCUCUCUGGUCAUCUACAUGUGUAUUGUGCUUCCAUAUAUGUAUGUAUGUUAGCUAUAUACUUUUGUUUGUAUAAUUUCUCGCUGGUGUAUGGACAGAAAGCAAUGUUACUUUAAGAUUUCCGUCUAAUAGUGUGUUUGAUUCACUCUACAAUAUACUACUAUUGUAUGCAA
Molecule: messenger RNA, 1015 nt
Organism: Musa acuminata subsp. malaccensis (wild Malaysian banana)
Lineage: Eukaryota; Viridiplantae; Streptophyta; Magnoliopsida; Zingiberales; Musaceae
Product: auxin-responsive protein IAA30
Biological process (GO): regulation of DNA-templated transcription
Cellular component (GO): nucleus
Molecular function (GO): protein binding
Source: RefSeq, a predicted model, not a curated record